Messenger RNA from Scomber scombrus (Atlantic mackerel), 4927 nucleotides. RefSeq names its product exocyst complex component 4 (gene exoc4). The record is from RefSeq and is a predicted model, not a curated record. Gene Ontology annotation, cellular component: exocyst; synapse; growth cone membrane. The coding region runs from base 20 to 2941 and encodes 973 amino acids. NCBI's taxonomy places the organism in Eukaryota, Metazoa, Chordata, Actinopteri, Scombriformes, Scombridae. The transcript is spliced from 20 exons. Gene Ontology annotation, biological process: Golgi to plasma membrane transport; exocytosis; chemical synaptic transmission.
UGUAAAAAAAAAAAAAAAAAUGGCAGCAGAUACAGGAAGAUACAGGAGUGCUGUUAGCAAAAACAAAGACCCCUCUGGUCUUCUCAUCUCUGUCAUAAGGACUUUGUCCAGCAGUGAUGAUGUGCAGGAUAGAGAGACAGAGAAAGGACGUCUGGAAGAGGCCUUUGAGACAUGUGAUAGGGACUUAGAUCAGCUGAUAGUUCAGCAUUAUGCUGAACUCACCACUGCCAUCAGGACCUACCAGAGCAUCACUGAACGCAUCACCAGCUCCCGCAACACAAUCAAACAGGUGAAGGAGAACCUCUUGUCUUGUAAGAUGCUGCUCCACUGCAAAAGGGACGAGCUGAGGAAGCUGUGGAUAGAAGGCAUCGAGCACAAGCACGUCCUCCAGCUCCUGGAUGAAAUUGAAAGCAUCAAGCAAGUGCCUCAAAAGCUGGAGACCUAUAUGGCAAGCAAGCACUACCUUCAUGCCACAGAUAUGCUGGUAUCAGCUGUAGAGUCUUUAGAAGGCCCCCUGCUGCAAGUGGAGGGUCUUGGUGAUCUACGCCUGGAGCUCCACAGCAAGAAGCUCAACAUCCACCUUGUGCUUAUUGACGAGCUGCACAGACACCUCUACAUCAAGUCCACAAGUCGCCUGGGACACAAGAACAAGGACAAAAAUGCUGCUCGCCUUCCAGGAUCCACAACCAAAGACACAUCUCCGAUGCCUGUGUUAGAUGUCAGCAGUCUGUCCACUCCACGCAAGCUUUUGGAUUCAUCACAGUUCAGCACACCCGGAUCCAGCAGUGUGCAACAAGAUGUGCGAGAGUUGAACCAAUCUGACCUCCCAGAGGUAGAUCCAGAGGAAAACAGUGCUGAGUUCAUGGGUAUUCUUAUCAAGGCUCUGGCCAAGCUGAAGAAAAUACCAGAGACCAUCAAAGCCAUAAUGGAGCGGCUGGAACCUGAGCUGAAACAAAUUGUUAAGAGGUCUACCACUCAAAUUGCAGACCACGCUUACCAGAGAGGAGAGAACCUGGCUCAGGAGAGCCAGCCAAGGCUGCUGUUGGAACUGCUGGAGCUUUUGUUUGACAAGUUCAAGGCAGUGGCCCAGGCUCACAGUGUGGUGUUGGCCCAUCUGCAGAAGAUUGCGGUGCAGUGCUCGGGUGGGGCCCAUGAAGAGGGCAUCAAGCUCUACGAGCAGGCUGACGUCUCUGCCAAGAUCCAGACAGUGCUGCAGGUUCUGCUUAUGGAGUAUCUGGACGUGAAGAACAGUCGCAGCGCCACAGAGCCAUCGGCUCAGCUCUCAUAUGCCAGCACUGGCAGUGAGUUUGCUGCCUUCUUUGCUAAGAAGAAACCCCAGCGUGCCAAGCAGUCGCUCUUCAAGUUUGAAUCAUCUUCCCAUGCCAUCAGCAUGAGUGCUUACCUGAGAGAGCAGAGACGAGAACUCUACAGCAAGAGUGGAGAAUUACAAGGUGGUGCUGAUGACAACCUGAUUGAAGGGGGAGAAAUGAAGUUUGUCUGUAAACCAGGAGCGAGGAACAUCACUGUCAUCUUCCAGCCUCUUCUCAGGUUCAUUCAGGAGAUAGAAAUGAACAUGGGGCCAGGCCAAGCCAAGCAGUGCCAACUCCGAGCAUUCCUCACUUAUUACAUCAAUGACCUCUUCCUCAACCAGGUGCGAACAGAGAUCAACAAGGAAAUUGAGGCAGUGAGCAAAGCAGCUGACCCUUUGAAGAUCCUUGCCAGCGCUGAUACCAUGAAGGUUCUGGGUGUCCAGAGACCCCUGCUGCAGAGCACGGUGGUAGUGGAGAAGUCCAUCCAGGAUCUAAUGAGUCUAAUGCAGGACCUGAGUGCCUACUCCAACCAGUUCCUCGAAAUGGUCUGUGACAAACUCAAAGAGUACAAGGAAAUCUGCAACACAGCUUACAGGGGAAUAGUCCAAUGUGAGGAGAAGCUGACCAUCAGUGCUUCCUGGUCCAAAGAUGAGGACAUCAGUCGUUUGCUCCAGUCACUUCCUAAUUGGGCAAAUAUGGCCCAACCCAGACAGACCCGACAGAAGAGAGAGGAUGAAGAGGACUUUACCCGGGCGGCCUUUGCUAAAGAAUCAGAGGUGCUGACUGGGAACUUAGGAGACAAGUUAAUCCCUCAGAAUGAGAUCCUCCGUGACGUCAGUGACCUGAAGGCUCUUGCCAACCUUCAUGAGAGCAUGGAGUGGCUCGCCUGUCGCCUCAAGACAUUCUUCGCCAAUCUGCCUCAUGCCUCAAACAGCCAGGCGGUUGGUGAGAGUGAGCGGAGCAGAGAGCAGAUUCUCCAGACCCUGAGUGACCUGUCCAGGGGCUUCCAGGACAUUGCCGACCGCUGUCUCCUGGUAUUGCACUUGGAGGUCAGGGUGCAUUGUUUCCAUUACCUGAUCCCCCUGACCAAGCAAGGCAAUUAUGCCAUCGUGGCGAAUGUGGAGAGCAUGGACUACGACCCGCUGGUGGUCAAACUGAACAAGGACAUCUCAGCCAUAGAGGAGGCCAUGGGUGCCGCUCUGCAGCAGCACAAGUUUCAGUACAUCUUCGAAGGUCUGGGUCAUCUUAUCUCCUGUAUUCUGAUCAACGGGGCCCAGUAUUUUAAGAGGAUCAGUGAGUCUGGCAUCAAGAAGAUGUGCAGAAACAUCUUUGUCCUCCAACAGAACCUCACCAACAUCACCAUGUCCAGGGAGGCCGACCUCGACUUUGCCAGGCAAUAUUACGAGAUGCUGUACAACACUGCAGAUGAGCUGCUGAACCUGGUGGUGGAUCAGGGUGUUCGCUACACGGAGCUGGAGUACAUCAACGCCCUGUCCUUGCUCCAUCGCAGUCAGACAGGCGUGGGUGACCUGAGCACCCAAAACAUCCGGCUACAGAGGCUGAAGGAGAUCAUCUGUGAGCAAGCUGCCAUCAAACAGGCUACUAAGGACAAAAAGAUUACCACAGUGUAAUGAUAAAACAGGACAGGGUUCAGAGGGGUUGUAAACAUGUUUCCAUGAAAGAUGACAAUGAAAAGGGACAGCAGUUAGCUUUGCAGUCAGAUUACCUCUGUCGUACAUGUUUUUGUUUCAGCUCUUGCAGGAAUAUGUGUAGCAGAUAAGUGGCACUAGCAAGAAAUGAUGAAGCAAAAACUUGCAGGACAGAGGAUAUUUGAGAAUUGGGUUAGAAAACAAAAUAGAAGCUUGCUCUAGACUUAGUUCAUAAUGUGUGUGAAAUCUGUUGAUGAAAAAUGUGUCCUCUCCAUUUCAUCUUGCCUGAUGUGAUGAAAUGUAUUGUAUUCGAGGGCUGACACAGAUAAACUUCCAACUCUGGACCUGAAAAUAUAUAUGCACUGACUCGCUCUAAUUGGGAAGGGAGGUGACAACAAACACAACAGCAAACUUUGCAAGCCUGGUUGCCUAUGUGUCUGUGUCAUAAGGUAUUGCCAAUUUAAACUUUUUAAAAGACAUAACAAAUUCAGCAAGCAUGCGCCGACUCCAACAAUCCACCACUCACAACGACUUGAGCUGCAGAUAAAAGGCGAUUGUGUUGGACACUCACCCGAACUUAGGCCCCAUCUCAUCUCAUUUUCCUAUUAGAUCUAAACUGCUGCUCUCAAUUACACCUCUAUCUCUCCUCUCCUGGCAGCCCCGCGGGCCCACUGAUUCUGUCUGCAAUAACAGAUGCCAGAUUAGACUGUCUGAAUGAGGCCACAUCUUCCGCCUGCUGCCAAUUUGGGUUGGUCCCCAUAGAAUUUCCCUAGCUGAGAAUUGUAUCAUAUGUAUGGCUGUUAAAAAUCUGUUUAUCUGUCUUUUAUUUUUGUCUAAUAGCUUGUGCGGUAAACCUGUGUGGCCAGUGUGGAAAGUUGUGAGUUAAUUAUUUACAAAUUGGACAAAAGAGUGACUUAGUAAUGAAGCUAUUUUUUCUGAUUUCAGCUGAAGUUAGCAGGAUGCUUUUAAAUCCUUCUGUAAAACCACAGAAGGAUUUCAAAUGUUAUAUUUCAAGUCCAGCACACCGCAGUGGAAUGACUGUCACUUUUUGUGUUAAGGCAUGUAUGAGAAUAUUUUCUAUCAGUCCAGCUUUGUAAACAGAAACGAAGCAAUUGCAAAUCUUUAUUUUGUCGUCCCCGCUACAUGGGCUCAAAUCUUUAAGUGUGAAGUCAUUUAAAACUGAGCUGAACACAAAAACUCGAGAGACUAUCACAAAUCAUUCCCCUCCCUGUUUUUAGUUCAUUAACUUGGGAGAGAAGUACUUAACGAGAGGAGGAGAGGGGAAUGGGAGCCUUGUCAAUACAGCAGGCCCAGCGCUGGUUUCCCUGAAGCCCACAGAACAAUCCAUCAUAAUGACACAUAGGCUGGGAUCGAUGAGAAAACAACCGCGGAGCUGCUGAAGGGUUCGCCUACCACUCUGAAACGUACACUUGGUGUAAAAUGUAAAGUCUGCUCACUCAGCUGUUCACUUUAGAGCUACUUUUGUAAUGUUAUACAUGGGAAACUUUAAUACAAUGUUAAUUGACUGUGUCAUGUCAGCAUAUUAUCAGACUGUGCACACUCCCAAAACCCAUAAAAGUCCAGAGAGCUUAUGUUCUCCAAUACUUAUACGUAUAUUUCAGUGAACCACUCCUGCUGUUCAUGCUGUUUUAAUAAUUAAUGAAAUACGUAACAUGUAAUAAAAGUUCAUUUUUUUACUCAGAGGCCAAAUUUAGCUCAUGCACCUAUACUGCAUUUGUUUUUGCAAUAGUUGUUUUUUUUGCACAUCUGUCAGAUGAGAGUAAUUUUAAUGUCUCUGUUAAGAAUAUACAUCACUGUGUGUUCGUCUUUAACAAAUUUAAAUAUCCUCAUUGCUCCUCUGAUUGUUGAGUGUCAUCCUUUAAAUGCUCUGAAAUAUUUGUCUCCUCUAAAUUAAGCACACAUGAUUUACCAAUGCAUACACUAAUAUACUGAAUAAAAAAUAAACCA